AUGGCCCCUUCCUCUGGCCACAAGAAGACCACUAAGCUGGUUGUUCCCGACAACUUGGGCUCAACUAAUGCCUGUGUGCUCGAACCUUUGUGCGAUGACGAGCCAAAGGUCGAGCCCAAGUCUGAGCAGGGCAUCGCAAUCAGCGACGAGCCUGUCAAGAAGAAGCACACGUGGACGACCAGAUACCUGACAGAGUUUCCACUCGAAAACGUCUUCCGGGAGAUCUCCCAGCUCAAGGCCAGAUCAAAGUCUGGUCAAGGCUUCAAGCACAAGCAACAGACAUCGGCUCUGCUCCCAGGCAUCCUCCGCCUCCCUGUGGAGAUUCGCAACCAGAUCUAUGGCUACCUCUUCCACCAGCGACUCAUCACCAUCAAGCAGAACGAUGCUUGGCCAUACCAGAAGGGAAGCCCCCUUGUCGAGGCUAUCACUGAGUAUCGCUCGCCCGAUCGUCCCAAGGCUAUCAAGUGCAUCAAGAUCAUCCCCACUACCAAGCAGACCCCUGAAAGCGUCUACCGCAAGACGAUGAAAGCCAGAGGAGUCUCGUACGAUGGUAUUCCCGGCCAGAAACCGCAGCCCAGAGAAGGCAUCAUUUGGGAGACCACCCUCAGCAGUCUUCUCUAUACUUGCAAGGCCAUUUAUGCUGAGACUGGUCCUAUUCUCUACGGUACAACAGCCUUCUACUUUGACGAUGCUCAGCGCCUGAGAGCCUUCCUCAAGACCGUCUCCGACAGAAACCUUGCUUGCAUCACCAGACUGCACGUCCAUGUGCGUAUCUACGGCAUUCCUAACAAGGCCGCCGACAACGUCUGGGAACAGGAGCAUACACAGUGCUGGACCUCGAUCUUUGCCAAAAUCGCAAAGAAGAUGAUCAACCUCCGCGCAAUGAGGGUGACUCUGACUAUGAAAAAUGUCACUGACGGCUUGAAGCGCGCCUUCAGACCCAUCAAGCACAACACUGACUGGAAGAGACGUGCAGGCUACAUGCUCAUGCUACGUCCUCUCUCGAGCCUGUCCAAGUUGGACGACCUGCGUGUAUCGAUCAAGGCUACGGACAACAGCAUGCAGCAGUAUGACGAGAUGCUUCCCCUCCUGGUCUACAGAUAUUUCGAGCUUUCCAACAUCAAUCCAAGACAUGAUCUCCAGGGUAUGGUGAUGAAGAUCCACUGCAAGUUCUUCGAGGAUAUGCAAGUCGGACUUGAGCAGGCCAUGACGGAUGUUGCGCGUUCCAAGAACGUCAACGAGUCGUUCAAGUCUUUGGCUCUUGUCACCGUCGAGUACAUGGGUUUCUUUCUGGAUCCCAUUGGAUACAUGUUGAUCAGGGAGUUUCCCAAGAAGAAGAAGGAGGAGGAUUGA
Molecule: messenger RNA, 1353 nt
Organism: Aureobasidium uvarum
Lineage: Eukaryota; Fungi; Ascomycota; Dothideomycetes; Dothideales; Saccotheciaceae
Source: the annotation of a GenBank genome assembly